This is a messenger RNA of Ananas comosus (pineapple), 758 nucleotides long. RefSeq lists its product as uncharacterized. The transcript has 4 exons. The coding region runs from base 80 to 430 and encodes 116 amino acids. NCBI's taxonomy places the organism in Eukaryota, Viridiplantae, Streptophyta, Magnoliopsida, Poales, Bromeliaceae. The record is from RefSeq and is a predicted model, not a curated record.
UUAUUCCUUCAUUUAUGCUAUUUAAUGCAUGAUUUAUGCUAAUCAUGUACUUGUUAACUGACAGCUUCUGUAUAGAAACAUGCAAGAGGUGGCGGCUGAAAGGAUAUGUGAAGACCCCUUUGAGAAUCCAGAAUGUGAGGCCUCUGACCUCUUUGUCAAUGAAAUUCAAUGUGUCGGCAAAGGACAUGGUGAUGAUUACCUUGUCCAGCUUGCUGUUGGACGGUGUCCUCGAAGAUGCAUACACUAUGUUACACCUUCUCAACGAGCUAUUCUUGAGGAUCUUCUUGGGAGUGUCUUAAGAGUACCGUAUGACUUAGCAGAGGCAUCUUUACUGGAUUCACUUAUAUCCAAGGCGAAGUUUGAGAAUGACAGGUAUCAAAAGCCGAAAAGGAAACCAAGGGCCUCAACUGAAUAUGUCGAUUGGUUGUGAUGAUCUCUUCAUAUUCAUAUGCACAAUAUAUAGUGGAGGAAGAUAGGUAAAUAAAUGUAUAAGACUAUGAUUUUUUAUCUCCAUCAAGAGUAACUUUGCUUGUUGUGAUUGAGCUGAUCUUGCUUGCAUUCUAAUGUGAAUGAUGAUGGGUGUUGGGUAAGGUGUAGCUAGCAAAUCACUAUGUAGUUUUAAUUGGUUAAAUUUUAGGGAGGGAUAGAAUCUGAUCUUAGCCAACUUGAUCUCAAGCCCAACCCUGGAAUAGAACAGAUAUAAUAGAGUGAAACUGAAUUGUUAUUCCCAUAACAAUUUAAGCUUUACAUUUAUUUUA